ACGUUGUCGCGAGGGAAGGGAACUUCGGCCUCUUGCAAUUCACGAUGCAACUCAUAAAAAACGAGGUGAAUUCGGGGGCCCACAAUUGAGAGUUCAUGGUCGUGAAGGCGACACGAGAUCUGGUGUGGAGCAACAAGACGGACAUGUGGUUCAAGUUGAGUAAGGGGAAGAGGAACAGGAUAUACGACUUCUUGUUCCUUCAAACGCGGCCAAGGAAGGACACUGACGCCGAGUAUGUCCGCCGCAGGGACCACAUGUUGGUGUUGCUCAACAACCCCCAUUUCGCCUCCUGCAUGAACGCGAAGACCUUUCUCGAAAGGCUGCAGUCCCUUUACUUCGUUGACUUCGAGGAGGAGUUGGAGUUCAACAGUUACGCUUCCUUCAUCUCCACUGAUGACGAGGCAGUCACCGGUGUGGAGUUCGAUGCCAACGCGAAGGAGGAGGAAAGCGACACCGAGAGCCUCGACCUGCCGUAUGACCCAGCUCUGACGGAGCACGCCCGAGGGUCUUCGUCGGUCGGACAAGUGCUGGUUGGAAUUGACGGAGGAUUAUUACGAGCUCGACACGAGCCCGUCGAAGGGCAUGGUGGACUGGAAAGUGCCCCCUCCCAGUGGGGCGCACGGGAGUUUCGGGGGGGGGCAACUGGCGGUGGACGGGACAGGGUUGGCAGUGCGGGGGGUGGAAGAGGAGUUCCACGUACUGGGGAUGGACGUUCUCACGGCGGUACCACGACACUGGGAGGCAGCAGUGGGGUGGCGGGUUUCGUCGUUGAUCGACAUCCGUCUACCGACCCCGAGCCGGAGCCUGCGACGCAGUCCGCCAACCUUUCGAGUUCGUCUGUGCACUCAGUGAGGGAGACGUUGGCAACCUUGGUUGUUCUCGGCGGCCGCUCAGGCGGAACGUUGAAGUCCGCUGGGAUCCGAACUACAUCGGUUGAGGUGCCGCAAGUGCGGUCCACCGUGCAGAGCCCCUCGGGGUCGGGGGAGCCGAGCCAGGGUCCCGCAAUUGGUAGCGGUGCGGUGAGGGACGAAAAUGUGUCGCCUGAGCGCGAGCGACGACCGCUAGGAUUGCAGCGACAACCUACAAGUACAGAGGGUGCCUUAGAGGAUGUGGGUAUUGGAGACGGCGAGGGGGAGGACAGUGAGGACGAUGCCGGAUCUGGAGAGUCGUCUGACGAGUUCGGACAACUGUACGGAGAGCAUCACGAGGAUGAUGUCGACGACGAUGCCAUGGCAAUCGAGAUGGAGACACAAGUGGUUAGCAACCUUUCUGCACAGCCUGAAGACUAUGAGGAUCAACCACUGACGUCCGUCGUCAAUCUGCAACACCGGUUCGACGAGGCUUCCGUUGCUAUGAGUCUAUCUAGAGCAAGUCGUCGUAUAAGCAUCGAAGAAGUUAUCGACAGUAUCCUCGGCAACCAGCACGUGUCCGCGCAUCCAUCCACAACGCCUGACGUUGACGACGCUCGCAACGUCAAAUCUUUCGUGGCAGCUACCCUCGCUUUCUCGCCACCGAACUCACCGAUACUGCCGACCACCCUCGCCGACGGAAUGGAAGGCGAGGUCAGGGGACGACAACAUAUCACAUCCCCUUAAAAAUCUAGGGUCGGCACUCAAGCCCUCGACGUGCUCGCUUUGCCCGCGCCAACUUCACCGA
Molecule: messenger RNA, 1656 nt
Organism: Chara braunii
Lineage: Eukaryota; Viridiplantae; Streptophyta; Charophyceae; Charales; Characeae
Source: the annotation of a GenBank genome assembly